GGUUGACAGCAGCGUUUUUAUGAGUUCCGCAUUGUUUGCAUCAGAGCAGAAACAAGGGCUCUCCUACACAACACUGUCGUCUGUCACUUUCUCCAGAGAGCAGCUAGACGGCGAGGACCAGCGAACAGGCCUUCCAUUCAGCGCUCACAGGGACCUCCCCGCCUACAGACACCCCAUCAUGGAGGUCCUGCUCCAGGCUCUCUUCAGCCCCCUGCCCACCACGGCCAUCGUCUCGCUGUUCGCCCUGGCUGCUGCCACCCUGUUCUACCUCAGCACCCGGCCCGCGCCACUCCGGCCCCCCGUGGACCUCAAGUGUCAGACGGUGGGGAUCGAGGGCGGGGCCCGGAAGAGUGCUCUGCUGGAGGACAACAACAACCUGAUGUCGUACUACUACGAGGACGGCCGGACCAUGUACCAGUUAUUCCAGAGGGGGAUGAAGGUCUCAGACAAUGGACCAUGCCUGGGAUACAGAAAACCAGGAAGGCCGUACCAGUGGCUGAAAUACAAGCAGGUGUCUGCUCGGGCUGAGCACCUGGGCUCAGGCCUCCUCCACCUGGGCCUCAAACCCAAUUCAGACACCUUCAUCGGUAUCUUUGCUCAGAAUAGACCGGAGUGGAUAAUAGGGGAGCUGGCCUGCUACACCUACUCCAUGGUAGCUGUCCCUCUGUACGACACCCUGGGCCCCGAGGCCCUCACCUUCAUCAUCGACCGAGCGGACAUCUCGACAGUCCUCUGUGACAAGCAGAACAAGGCCGAGUCUCUGCUGCAGAACCGGGAGAAGGGGCAGACGCCAGUGCUCAAGACCAUCGUCAUCAUGGACCCCUUCGACGCGGAGCUGGUGACACGGGGGGCUCAGUGUGGGCUGGAGGUGUUGUCCCUGGCGGACGUGGAGGAACGGGGCAAAAGCAAUCUCCAAAAGCCAAUUCCUCCAAAACCGGAGGACCUCGCCAUCAUCUGCUUCACCAGCGGCACUACUGGAAACCCUAAGGGUGCAAUGCUGACCCAUGAAAACGUAGUUUCUGAUGCAGCGGCUGUGGUCAAAAGCUUUGAGACAACAAUUGUGCCCUGUACCAAGGACGUCAGUAUUUCCUUCUUGCCUCUGGCUCACAUGUUUGAGAGAGUUGUUCAGAUGGUUCUGUAUGGUGCUGGGGGCAGGGUGGGCUUCUUCCAGGGAGACAUCCGACUGCUGCCUGACGACCUGAAGAACCUCCAGCCCACCAUCUUCCCGGUGGUUCCUAGACUGCUCAACCGUGUUUACGAUAAAGUCCAGAGUUCAGCCAACACCACCUUUAAGAAGUGGCUGCUGAACUUUGCUGUGGAGAGGAAGUAUGCUGAGGUGAAGGAGGGCAUCAUCAGAAAGAACAGCAUCUGGGAUCGGCUCCUCUUCCACAAAGUGCAGGAGUCUCUCGGGGGCCGGGUGCGGGUCUUGGUGACGGGGGCGGCUCCCAUUUCCCCAGCAGUUCUCACCUUCCUGAGGGCAGCUCUCGGUUGCCAGAUCUUUGAAGGGUAUGGCCAGACCGAGUGCACUGCAGGCUGCACCUUCACCAUGUCAGGCGACGCCAACUCUGGGCAUGUUGGUGUCCCGGUGCCUUGUAACAUAGUCAAGUUGGAGGAUGUUGAAGAAAUGAACUAUUUCGCUUCCAACGGUGAAGGAGAGGUUUGCAUCAAGGGUAAAAACGUGUUCAAAGGGUACCUGAAGGAUCCGGAGAAAACAGCAGAGGCCUUGGAUGGCGACGGCUGGCUUCACACAGGGGACAUUGGAAAAUGGAUGCCUAGUGGAGUCCUGAAGAUUAUUGAUCGAAAGAAGAACAUCUUCAAGUUGUCCCAGGGGGAGUAUAUUGCACCGGAGAAGAUUGAGAACGUCUACAUACGCAGCGAAACGGUGGCGCAGGUGUUUGUGCAUGGCGACAGUCUACAGUCCUGCCUCAUAGCGAUCGUGAUCCCCGAUGCAGAGACCCUGCCCGGCUUUGCCAAGAAGCACGGCCUCUCCGGCUCCGUGGAGGACCUCUGCCAGAGAACGGAGAUGAAGAAGGCCAUCCUGGCCGACCUGACCAGGCUGGGCAGGGAGGCGGGACUCAAGUCCUUUGAACAGGUGAAGGACGUGCACCUCCACCCAGAGCUCUUCUCCAUCGAGAACGGCCUGCUGACGCCCACCCUGAAGGCCAAGCGCGCGGAGCUGAAGACGCUGUUCCAGCCGCAGAUCGAGAGCCUCUAUGCCAACAUGCAGUGACCGGACCUGACGCAACCAUUCCUUCCCUGUUCAAUUCAUUAAAACAUUUAGCGAGA
Gadus morhua (Atlantic cod) is the source of this 2286-nucleotide messenger RNA. RefSeq names its product acyl-CoA synthetase long chain family member 5 (gene acsl5). The coding region runs from base 20 to 2230 and encodes 736 amino acids. The record is from RefSeq and is a predicted model, not a curated record. Gene Ontology annotation, cellular component: mitochondrion; endoplasmic reticulum; membrane. Lineage: Eukaryota; Metazoa; Chordata; Actinopteri; Gadiformes; Gadidae. Gene Ontology annotation, molecular function: arachidonate-CoA ligase activity. Gene Ontology annotation, biological process: fatty acid metabolic process; positive regulation of long-chain fatty acid import across plasma membrane; long-chain fatty-acyl-CoA biosynthetic process. The transcript has 21 exons.